CAUAUACCCCUCUUCAUGUCCCACACCAUUAGCCAACUUUUAUAACUUCUAGCAAGAUUCCCUCAUGGAGACCGUGGAAACCACCGAGGUGACCACCACCACCACCACCAGUUCCGGCAAGACCAUACCGGAAUCCGGUUAUGUUCCUCCCAGCCCUCCCCCCAACUUCUUCGCUUUGGAUUUCGCUCUAAGGCUUCUCCUCCUGGCGGCGACGGUGGCUGCCCUGGUGGUACUGGUUACCAGCAAGCAAACCAUAAGAGUAGCCACCAACUUACCCCAACCAUUUUCGUUUGCCACCCGUAGUGCCUAUUUCAAAAACUCUCCAGCCUUGAUAUACCUAUUGGUGGCGCUUUCAGUCGGUGUUUUGUACAGCAUCAUCACGAUCCUUUCAUCCUGCUUUGCCAUCUCACGCCCCUCUCCAUCACCAAAGCUGUAUUUCCAUUUAAUUGUCUUUGAUGCAUUGAUGGCAGGUAUUUUGGCUUCAGCCACAGGUACUGCAGGAUCAAUUGCAUACCUUGGUUUGAAGGGAAACUCUCAUAUUGGAUGGACCAAGGUUUGCAAUGUCUAUGGAAAAUUUUGCAGGCACAUUGGGAGCUCAACAAUCGUUACUCUCGUGGCAUCAAUUGUCCUAGUCUUGCUUGUCGUGCUCUCAUCGUACUCGCUCUACCGUCGAAGCCAUUGAUCACAAACUUUAAAUCCAUUGGCCUUAUAGUUACCUUCUCCUCCUUGGCAUGUAAAAUGGUGUGAAGAGUUAUGCUCGCUACCUGUAAUCUGUAAGAUGUGUGUGAAUGUGUGUGUGUGUGUUGUGUAGUCUUGAACCUUGUUGUGUAAUUGUUGUUGUUUCAUCUCUUUGUUGAUUGUAAUCUGAUUGAAAACAACUUCUAUAGUUUGGAGCCUUUUGGAUUGGGUUGCUUCUAAAAUUUUACAUGAUUUAAUUUGG
Molecule: messenger RNA, 940 nt
Organism: Elaeis guineensis (African oil palm)
Lineage: Eukaryota; Viridiplantae; Streptophyta; Magnoliopsida; Arecales; Arecaceae
Product: CASP-like protein 1D1
Source: RefSeq, a predicted model, not a curated record